UAAACACGCAAAGCGAGUUCGUCGUCGUCGGUCGGAGCUGUCAGAAGUGCGUGGUUUUCAUCUCUAGCAGUGUUCUUCCGCUGUUCGCUAGUGUUGCGUGAAGUGUUUUUGGACUUUGAUUCUUAUAAAUCGUGACAUUAUUCAUCGAAAACUACCAGCGCAGCGAAAUUGCAUUCAGAGCCAACUCCAGCCCGACAAAAAUCAGCCAAAAUUGAGAACAACAAGGGCAAACCCGGCACGGGAAAGUCCUCCAAGAGUAAACAGCAGCAGCAGGUGAGCGCCAUGAAGCCCACCCUCGUAGCCGACGAAAUGUUCCCGGAAGGGCCGGGUCCGUUCAUGGAUUUGGAAGAGGCUGGUGGUUCCACUGGAUUGCUGAUGGACUUGGCUGCCAAUGAGAAGGAUGUCCAUGCAGAUUUUUACAAUGACUUUGAGGAUCUCUUCGACGAGGAUGAGGAAAACCUGGUGUAAAACACUAGUCAUGUAACUGAAUAUAGAAAUACUGUUCAAAACAUAA
Messenger RNA from Aedes albopictus (Asian tiger mosquito), 514 nucleotides. RefSeq names its product COP9 signalosome complex subunit 9. Gene Ontology annotation, biological process: negative regulation of protein neddylation. The transcript is spliced from 3 exons. NCBI's taxonomy places the organism in Eukaryota, Metazoa, Arthropoda, Insecta, Diptera, Culicidae. The record is from RefSeq and is a predicted model, not a curated record. Bases 283 to 468 code for a protein of 61 amino acids.